This is a messenger RNA of Cadophora gregata, 1764 nucleotides long. RefSeq lists its product as uncharacterized. The transcript is spliced from 7 exons. Lineage: Eukaryota; Fungi; Ascomycota; Leotiomycetes; Helotiales; Ploettnerulaceae. Gene Ontology annotation, biological process: regulation of mRNA splicing, via spliceosome. Bases 1 to 1764 code for a protein of 587 amino acids. Gene Ontology annotation, cellular component: nucleus. The record is from RefSeq and is a predicted model, not a curated record. Gene Ontology annotation, molecular function: zinc ion binding; mRNA binding.
AUGGCUUGGAGACAGCAAGGAAGCACUGGCUCGAACAACAUUCCCUUGGGAAAUAAGCGCAGAUUCAACGCUGGAGAUAGCGCAUCGCCGCCUCGCGACGACAAUGGCUACCAUCCGUCCGCGCCUUCGAAUGGCAAUUCUGAUGGAGGAUUCAAGCGUGGCCGCAGCCCAGUAAGAGAGGAGCCUAAUGCAGACGGCACUCGACGUCGCAAGAAGAGAAAUCGUUGGGGGGACAGCACUGAGAACAAGGCUGCUGGCCUCAUGGGGCUUCCGACUGCUAUCAUGGCCAACAUGACCAGCGAACAAUUGGAGGCAUAUACUCUGCACUUGCGCAUUGAAGAGAUCAGCCAGAAGCUAAGGAUUGAUGAUGUCGUCCCAGCCGAUGGUGAUAGAUCUCCUUCUCCUCCCCCCCAAUACGAUAACUUCGGUCGUCGUGUCAAUACUCGAGAAUACCGAUACAGGAAGCGUCUCGAAGAUGAGCGCCACAAGCUGAUUGAAAAGGCUAUGAAAGUCAUUCCUAACUACCAUCCGCCACAGGAUUACCGUCGUCCUACUAAGACACAGGAGAAAGUCUACGUCCCGGUCAAUGACUACCCAGAAAUUAACUUCAUUGGCUUACUUAUCGGACCUCGUGGCAACACAUUGAAGAAAAUGGAAACAGAAUCCCAGGCCAAAAUUGCCAUCCGUGGAAAAGGAUCCGUUAAAGAAGGAAAGGGUCGAUCCGACGCCGCUCACACCAGCAACCAGGAGGAAGACCUUCAUUGCUUGAUCAUGGCAGACACCGAGGAGAAGGUCAACAAGGCAAAGAAGCUGAUUCACAACAUCAUUGAGACUGCUGCUUCCAUUCCUGAAGGCCAAAACGAGCUUAAGCGCAACCAACUUCGUGAGCUUGCAGCACUCAACGGUACUCUUCGUGACGAUGAGAACCAAGCAUGCCAGAACUGUGGUCAGAUUGGUCAUCGGAAAUACGACUGCCCUGAACAACGCAACUUCACCGCCAACAUCAUUUGUCGUGUCUGUGGUAACGCAGGCCACAUGGCUAGAGAUUGUCCUGACCGACAACGUGGUGCUAAUUGGCGUAACGAUGGUCCUGGUGGUCCUCCGGCUGCUGGUGUUGGUCGUAUUGGCGCAGGAGACGCCGUUGAUCGGGAGUACGAGUCACUUAUGAAUGAACUUUCAGGUGCUCCAGCUCCAGAUGGUCCUCGACGGAUCGAAGCUGGUCCAGGUGGAAACUUCGAUCAGCCUCCACAAGACGAUGUCAAGCCUUGGCAGCGCGGUCCCACCGGUGCCGCUGCUCCAUGGCAAAAACGAGGGGAUGAUCGAGGAUUCGACUCCCGUGAUUCUGCACCAUCGGGAGGCGCUGCGCCAUGGGCAAGAGAUCGUCCUCGUGGAAAUGACAACCGUAGUGGUGAUUCAUACUACAGCGGUGGUCAGCAGGGCUAUAAUGCUCCUCCUGCAGCUGGUGGCAAUUCCGCACCUUGGGCACAAGCAGCUCCUGCAUAUCCUCCCCCCGCAGCUGGCUACGGGGGUUAUGCUGCUCCUGGUUACAGCGGUGGCUAUCCUCCCCAACAAUCGAUGGGUGCGCCACCUGGAUUAGCUGCACCUCCUGGAUUGAGUGGUGCCGGCUUGAGUGCUCUUCUUCAACAGUAUGCUGGAAGCCCUCCACCACCCCCUCCAACCUCUAGCAUUCCACCACCUCCCCCAGGCGGUGCACCCCCGCCACCUCCUCCUAGCGACGCUCCUCCUCCACCGCCCGGAAAUUAG